Molecule: messenger RNA, 1404 nt
Organism: Rotaria sp. Silwood2
Lineage: Eukaryota; Metazoa; Rotifera; Eurotatoria; Philodinida; Philodinidae
Source: the annotation of a GenBank genome assembly
AUGAUUAUUUUUCUCUUAGUAUCAUUACUUUCACCCAUCGAAAUCGGUGGCAAACAUUUUAAUGGCGGAACAAUUCGAUGGAAACCAAUCGAUCCAUAUAACAACUCGAGUUCGGUACCAAUUGCUAUCACACAAUCAUAUUCUUGGACGUACCCAACAAUUACUUGUGCCAAUAAUGUACCUAUUUCGACAAGUGGUCGAAGCAGCGCCAACGCUAAUCUAACAUGUAUAACCGAUUGUUCGACUGAUGGUGGCUAUUCCACUCAUCCAGUGGAUAUUUUAACGGAUUGUGUCUCGGCAAGUUCAUCAUUAGGCAUAAUGUCAAGCCAGCGUUCGGUCAAUAUAACACUGGGGGCAGAUGCACAUUUCUAUCUAGCUUAUCAAGGAAGUGCAUGGGCACCGCUGGGCAGUCCUCCUAAAAGUGGUUCUUAUUGGUCGAUUUCCUGUUACAUUGAUCUUCGUAUGCGUGCAGACGGUUUAAUCAAUAGUCCACCAGAAGCGAACAUUAUUUCACCACAAUACGUUAUUGUAAAUACGACAACACAGAUACAGAUACCUGUAUCAGAUGUCAAUGCAGGCGAUGACUUGCGUUGUCGAUGGUCAGCGUACAUACCCGGAUAUCGAAGAAGAAGACAAGCGGAUCAAGGUGAGAACAGACGUAGUCAAUCAGAGGAUGAAGUACAUGAAAACAUGAGUGCAGAAAAAAGUGUCGCUCAAAUCAGAAAAAAAAGAGGGUUUAAGUGCAGUUGGUGUUCUAGCACAUGUAGCUACGGAUGUUGCUGCAAAAGUUCUGCCUGCGCAGGAACUCUUUGCAGUAAUUGGUAUUGCACUAUAAACCCUACUUGUCCCGACAUAACAACUACAACUGAAACUCCAGGAACAUUGCCGACAACAAUAUCUUACGCCAAUCGUCAAGCAAUUGACGAAUGCGGUGGUAUUUGUUAUCCAAGUAGUGUUCCAAACGGCACAACUUUAUCAUCAAACUGCACUCUCACAUUUACAGGACUCAUACCUAACACUUGGUACGCAAUCUCCCUUCAAGUGGAGGACUUCAUAAAUACAACAAGUACAACUCCGAUGAGUUCAGUACCAGUUCAAUUUUUAAUAUAUGUUAUGCCACUACCAGAAUGCCCAACUGUACCAAUUAUAUUACCUGCAUCAGAUUGUUAUGAGAUUAUAGCUGGUGUUCCAACUACUUUCAAUUUAUUUGUACUGAAUAAUUGUGAUCCUAAUGUGAUCGGUAUUGCUGAUGUUAUGAUGUCAAAAACUAUCACCGGUCUGCAAAUGACAAACAUGACAGUUUGGCCGACAAAUGAUUCACUCGUCUUUGUUGUAUUUACGUUUACGCCUCAGUUCAAUCAAAUUGGAUUGCAAACAUUUUGUAUAAUAGCCUAUACAGAGUGA